This is a messenger RNA of Prorocentrum cordatum, 747 nucleotides long. The record is from the annotation of a GenBank genome assembly. NCBI's taxonomy places the organism in Eukaryota, Dinophyceae, Prorocentrales, Prorocentraceae.
GACGCGUCGACGAUGGAGGCGCGCGGGCCCGCGAUCACUGAGCCCCAGACCAGCCGAUCCGAGGGCGUAGGCUCCGUCGCGGGCAUCUCGGGGGAGCUGUCCGCAGCGGCCGAAGCGCCCCUGCGAAACCUCGGCCAGCGCGAGAUGGCCGAGCCCCUCGUCCCAGACGGCAGGCUCGCCCAGCGAAUCACCAAAUCGACGCGCGCGCAUGGUCUACUGCAGGAGACGCCCCAGCUGAUUGAAAUGUCAGAGCUGGUUUUGCCAGCGGCUCACUUGCGAAGGCGCGCCAGGACGCGCGCGGAGCUGGGGGCGCGCUGGAUCAAGGGGCAAAGCGGCAACAUUGGCAAUGGGCAAGCUGACUUAUUGGCCCAGCGGGGAGCGGACAAGAGGUGCUCGGGCCUACACUGGGGGCGCCCUCAUCCAGGGCGCGAGUGGGGCGCGGCGGGGCGCCGCCAGCUUUGCCGGGAGCGAGCGCGGACUCAGUCUGCGGCCCGCAAUUGCAGGUGCGCCGAGAUUGCGCGCGAAGACGGCGGCGACACCCCGGCCGGCCGGCCGGGCCCGCCGUUGGCCGAGGCAGACUACCAGAGGCAGGGCGUCCCAUCAAUCACCGUUUUGACGGAGGGCACUGCCGCUGGCGCAGCCGCGGCAGGCGUCCCAGGGCUGCUCUACUUGGAGCGCCCGAAGCAGCUGCGCAUGCGGGAGACUGAUCUACGCGCGCGCCACCUGCUGGGCCCGCCAGCGAUGAAG